AACUAAGACCCCAUUCGAUUUAAAGCGAGACAGCAUUCAGAGGCUGACAUUCAUUCAAUAGAUAGAGCGAUCAGAAGCAGGCUGUGUGACGGGCGUGCUCGCUCUUUCUUUCCCUCGCCUGACUCUUGCCACUCCGAGGUUGCGUUCGUCUCUUUCACUGGAGGGAAAGUAAUUUAAGGAUGUUAAACCAGAGAAUCUUUCCAGGCAUGGUUUUAUUCCUGAUGUUUUUCUGCCACUUCAUAGAAGAUCAAACCGCACAAGCUGGGAAUUGCUGGCUCCGGCAAGCCAGGAACGGUCGCUGCCAGGUCCUCUACAAAAACGGCCUCACCAAGGAAGAGUGCUGCAAAACAGGGAGGCUCACCACUGCCUGGACCGAGGAGGAUGUCAGCGACCACGUGCUUUUAAAAUGGAUGAUUUUUAGCGGAGGGGCCCCCAACUGCAUCCCCUGCAAAGAAACCUGUGAGAAUGUGGACUGUGGACCUGGGAAGAAAUGUAAAAUGAACAAGAAGAACAAACCUCGUUGUGUCUGUGCUCCAGAUUGCUCAAAUAUCACCUGGAAGGGGCCUGUGUGUGGCUUGGAUGGGAAAACCUACAAGAAUGAGUGUGCCCUUCUGAAAGCCAAAUGUAAAGAACAACCAGAUCUUGAAAUCCAGUAUCAGGGCAAAUGCAAAAAGACAUGUAGGGAUGUUUUAUGCCCAGGCAGUUCCACAUGCGUGGUUGAUCAAAAUAAUAAUGCCAACUGUGUGACAUGCAAUCGGAUUUGCCCUGAGCCAACUCUACCUGAACAGUAUCUCUGCGGAAAUGAUGGAAUAACAUAUGCAAGUGCCUGCCAUCUAAGAAAAGCUACUUGCCUGCUUGGAAGAUCCAUUGGUCUAGCCUAUGAAGGAAAAUGUGUCAAAGCCAAAUCUUGUGAAGACAUUCAGUGCAGCACUGGGAAGAAAUGCUUGUGGGAUUCCAGAGUGGGCAGAGGACGGUGUGCCCUUUGUGAUGAGCUAUGUCCAGAAAGCAAAUCAGACGAAGCUGUCUGUGCCAGUGAUAACACCACUUAUCCAAGAAUCUGCCAAAUAAACCUGAGCCAUUGAGUCUCCAGAACUUGCUGCAGUUAUGACUUCAUAGAUUAUGUAACACACACUUUACACUUACAUGCAGAAACAAACAAACAAACCAAAACCCACAAUCAACUUUAUUGAAUAACCACAGGUGCCAAAGUGCACCUAACUGCAAUCUACGCUUUAAAAAACAUGCCACAUCCUAUUUUGGCUAUGCAGGGGGCUUUGAAAACAUGCACAGACAGCUUCUGCGCUUUGUCAUCCAUAUUUAAACAAGAGCUCCCCUGUAUUCUCCUAUCUAGCCAUCAAUGAAGAGCCUGAGGAAGAGGAUGAAGAGGAUGACCAGGACUACAGCUUUCCUAUAUCUUCCAUUCUAGAGUGGUAAAAUUUCCAUCACUUUUGAAACAGCCAUUGGGCAAGAAUUACAAUGUCCAUACUGUACAUAAGUGUAUGCUUAUUUAUUUGGGGAAGAAAGAAGUAUACAUAUAGUUGAAUCUUGUAGACAUUUAUUUAUACUGUGUCAUGUUUUAUAAUUUAUACAUUAAAGAAGUCUGAUUGACUGUACACCUUUUUUUUGAAGAAGAAAUGUAAUCGUUAUGGGAUGAGCUGUGUUAUUUAUUGUGAGGUCUCUUGCUUGUAAAGUAAAGCUUUUUUUCUUGUAAACUAUAAAUCCAUUCCUUAGAGCCUAACCCUCCUCCCCAAUUACAAUUUUCAGCUCCUUAUUUCUGCCAAUGUUAACUCUUUUCCAUUUUAACAAAACUUUGCAUGACAGUUUCAGUUACAUUUUCUAUUUAUUGUGUUUCCUUCUUGCCAAUUCUGUAUAUAAAUACAUGAUCCCUAGGAUAUUUGUUUACAAGGAAUCUUGACUGACCAAAAGGCGCUGUAAACUGAGUUAAGUAUAUAUUUGAGGUGGAAAGAGGGAGAGCUUUAACAGAACCUCUUUCCCUGGCUAUGUUCUCUGAUUGUAUCAUGUAGUAAUGGGAUCUCAAAAUCCUGAACAUUUAUAUUGUACUAUGAGAAUUCAAACCCAAAGAUCGGAUUAUGAAGGGUUUUUUUAGUUGCUAUGUGGCUAAAUGUAAAGAAAGCAUUAUUUUCUUUUUUUUUUAAGAAAAAGAAGAAACAUGAAAAUACAUUGUCAUGAACAUCAAUGUUUUAUUAGGUCUGUCCUCACAGAUAGUCCGUUCCAUUUUUUAAACAUUCUUUUUGUUUCACAUUCAAAAUGUUAACAGAAUAUUAUAUCAAAGCUUUAUCAGUUCAAGUUUCUUGCUUUUCAUAAUACUUUCUUUUUCU
Pseudonaja textilis is the source of this 2339-nucleotide messenger RNA. It is a transcript of the gene FST, whose product is annotated as follistatin. Lineage: Eukaryota; Metazoa; Chordata; Lepidosauria; Squamata; Elapidae. Gene Ontology annotation, biological process: anatomical structure development. The record is from RefSeq and is a predicted model, not a curated record. Gene Ontology annotation, molecular function: collagen binding; extracellular matrix binding; calcium ion binding.